UGACGUCAGCAGAGGCAGAGACCACUAGUUUCUUCUUCACCAGUCUUCUCCAUGUUCAUCAUCAUCAGUGGCACAUUCGUUAUAGCCGAGGAUAGAGCACCAUCCAGGGGUAGGGCAGCCGAACCGAGUCCCUGCGGUAGUCAUGGCAGCGCCGUUAGCCCACUUCGAUGAAGACUGGCAGGAUUUCAACGAAUUCAAGGCGGCCUCAGGGUCGCCAAACCGACUGGACCAGCUGAACUCCUCGAACGUGGCUGACACGGGCCUGGUGGAGGAUUUCUCGGACAUCGACAACAGCUUCUCGGGGGAGAUAUGUAGCUUCAAAUCAAUGGAGGACCUUGUCCACGACUUCGAUGAGAAGCUGACAGUUUGCUUCCGAAAUUACAACACUGAAACUGAAAACAUAGCCCCCAUUAAACCUAUCACAGAAGAUAAUUUCCUCAAGGACGACGACGUGUGGAAUGCUCUCACCGAUAACUACGGCAAUGUGAUGCCAGUGGACUGGAAGACCUCUCACAUUCGCUCCCUGCAUCUCCCCACUCUCAAUCUCUGUGAGCAGGGGAAGCUGGACAACAUGCCUCUUGACCUGUCUGAUGAUGAUGAGGAGCUGAGGGAACAGAUGGACAUGCACUCCAUCAUCGUGUCCUGCGUCAACGACGAGCCACUCUUCACCGUCGAGCAGGUGAUCGAGGAGAUUGAGGAGCUGAUGGAGGAGUCUCCAGACCCAGAGGAUGAUGAGAGCCCGUCCCAGUCAGACCUGUCCAUGCUCUCCCAAGACCUCAGCAACCUCAAACGCUCCAGCUCCAACACCAGCUAUGAGGACCGCCUGCAUCGUCUGUCAGUCUCAGAGCUGAGCGAGGCCUUGGAGGAGGUGGAGACGGCCAUCAGGCGCUACAGUGAGGAGCUGAUCCAGGUCCUGGCUCUGAGGGACGAGCUGGACUUUGAGAAGGAGGUGAAGAACAGCUUCAUCUCGCUGCUCAUCGAAGUGCAGAACCGGCAGAAGGAGCACCGUGAGCUGCUCCGCCAGAAGAAGAAGUCCAGGCCCACAGGCAGUGCCCUGAGGGCAGACAGGACACACGUUCCUGGGACGCUCUUCACUAUGGAGGGACUCUCCACUGUCAUUCAGAACGGCCUCCGUCAAACUUUCGGCAGCACAGGAGGGGACAAACAGUAUCUGACCACAGUUAUCCCCUAUGAGAAGAAGGCUGGUUCCCCCUCUGUGGAAGACCUUCAGAUCCUCACCAAGAUUUUGCAUGCCAUGAGGGAGGACAGUGAGAAGGUACCCAGCCUCCUAACAGACUACAUCCUCAAAGUACUGUGUCCCACAUAGACCUAGUGGAGGAGCCCCCUGUUCUAGAACAUUCUGACGGAACACUUAGGAGCUGCAGAUUUCUGGAACAUACCAAUGGAAGGAGAGCCCCCCACCCCUCUAAGGUGGCCUCUUCCUGUUGGAGUCGUCGCCCUCCCGCCACCUCUUUUCCCUCGACUUAUAAGAUUCACAUUGUAAUACCUGAUGCUUUACCUUACCUUUUUACAUGUAAUUUUUAAGUGUGUUUUAAUGUUCUAAUGCUAUAAUCUCACAUUUGUUUUGUCUUCUCUGCAUGUUAGUGUCUCUGUUAGCCUGUUGGCAGUAUUACUCUCUAUUGUCUAAAGUGUCUUUCUGUACUUAUUUUCUAUCCUCUGUUUGCACUAAUGUAAAAGAACUUGAGAGGGGAAACUAAUUCCUGUCUCUACAUUCACCAGUCUGUCUUUUCACAUCAUUAAGAAAUAGGGUGAGGAGACAAGGAGAAGUCACUUGACCACUGGAAUGCGUCUUUCCUCUGUUAGACUGGCCAAUGCCCUCUGACUGGGCUAUGUAUAUAGGAGGGAUGGGGAAAUAAGGCUUCUUGAACCUCUAUGGGUGGGAUCAGUCAUGGAGUCCAAUGGGAGCGCUCCACUUUAACAGAGAGAUCCUAUGGAUCAGAGUAAUUAAUGAUUGACAGACAUGGUAUUAGUGGGAUUCAGAAUCUCUUGUACAUUUCACAAACCCUGUCAGUUUGUCUUUGCAUGCUGGUACAUAGGAUUAGGGAGCUACACUAGUGGCAUGUUAUAAAUCAUUAUUUUGUAUACUACAAUGGGGAAAUUGCACAAAUAGAACAUGUAUUUUUAAUUGAUAACUUCUCGAAAAAGGGAAAAAAUAAUGACACAAGUUAGUUAGAAGGUAACCUGAAAGAACAAGCUUGUACAGCUUUUUAUUUUUCUGUCGUUUUAGAGAAAUUAGUGACUUUUUGCUGCCAGUAGUGUGGCCACUGAUGACAUCACCAUUCUUAUGUAAACAAUAGCUGUCAACCUCUGACCCCUCCUAGUGACAUGUUACAUUAUGACCCUGUAAACUUGCCUGCCUCAUACCUCACCUCUUAGUAUGGUACUGAAAGUUCAGGGUUAUUUGAGUAUUUCAGUGGAUAUAACACUAAUAUUAGGAUGUUGAAAUAAUGGUGUAAUUGCUGUGAGUUGAUCCUACCAUGUUGUUUUUAAAACCAAUAACUCUUUGAUGUUGUGUUGAGGAUCAAGUGAUGACGUAAUCAGUCGGUGAUCUGUUCUUGUCUAGUGGAUGUAGCAACAGUAGUAGAAAACUAAAUCGUUGUAUGUACUUAUGGAGACAAUGUAACGGAGGUAGGGAGGUUUCUGUUCAAAGACCGGAGAGAUCCUUCAAACACCAACAUUUCUAUAGACCUCUUGUCUACAUCCACAACCGCCAACCUUCACCAGCACUAUCUGUCAUGGCAACGCUAUGCUUGGUACCCCACAAACCUGUCAAAUCGUCAGCAGGUAACUAAGCUCAGUGCACAAUAAUUGCAGUCGCUCACAAACCGAUCGGGUCCAGUCUAUCACUACUCUACACCAAGAGCAGUGGUGGCGAUGUUGUUACUCUUUGUUUGGGGGGGUAUGUUUUAACAUUAGCACGCCCAGCGUCCUGCAGCUUGAGUAGCCAUGUAGUAUGUUUUGUCAGACCUAGGCCUGAGUAGUAUGAUGACAUCAGUGAUUGAUAAGGCUACAGAUAAGUAUAGGCUAGAACCUGAAGACCUAGCCAAGUGGUUGUUGUAGCAUCAGCUUGUAGCUCUAUAGUAAAACUACUGUUGUAGUAACUGCUGGACAACGUAUUUAGGAGCCGCCUGACACCUAUAGACAGCAACUAGACAUCCCAGGUAAGAAGUCUACGGUAGUGCCAGUUCUGUCCUCGCUAUUAGAAGUCGAAUCAUGGUGUCUAAUGGAAGCUUUUCCCUGGAUCAAAGUGUGACGAGGUAAUGGGUUUCUGUUGAAUGUCUCCGAAGGUAAAUUAGUUUAGUACGGGAAGCCAGCAGACAUCUAGGUACUGUACAGAAUCACAUGCAACUAUCUUUCAAUGGUAGCUAGCUUCAAAAGCAUUCACAAGCCCUAGCAUGUGCUGCAUGCACUUUUACUUCAGAUAAAUCAAACGAAUGGUAAGCAAUAAUGUCACACUAAAGGAAUCCUUAGCAUUGAACCACGUUGCAAUGAGAAAGUUAAGCCGAACUGAAAUGUAUACUAGCUUGGGUGGGGUUUGGACUCCUUGAAACGAGUCAAAUUGAGUAGUAUAAUUUGGGUUGUCUUGGAGCGGCACAGCGUUGUCACGGAGAUCAGAGAAGGUUAUUGACUCAGAUGAAGCUCUGCCCCUCUCGUCGCCUGGUCCCUCUAUUUUAGCAAACAUAUCAGCGUAUAUCCACACUUUAUCUAGAGAAUUAUAUUUAUAUAAACACAAGCAACAAAAAAGGCUGCCUUUGUAAAUGCCUGAAAUUUUGUAUAUAUAAUCUACUCAUUUAUUUUUAAUGCACUAUACUUCUUCCCCCAUUUGGGGUUUUUAUGUUUACAUGUCUUGUCAUGUGGUACUACAGUACAUUAAUUUAUUCGGUAAAUGUUUUUGUUUUGUAACCAUAGUGGUACAAACUUUUUGGGCCAGAAUUGCAUCUGGAUGGAGCUCAUUUCAAAUAAAAUUAUGAUAUGUUGACUUGGUAUCAUGCUAUUGGUUUGUAGGGUGCAUCCAUGAUCAAAAAUUGGUAUUAAAUCACCUUUUUACUCAUUUAAGUUACUAUCAAAAAUAAAUUGGUCCACACUUUUAUUAGAUACAAUCUGUACACAGAAAUUGUGCAGCGACUUAUCAAAAGGCAUUCUUACAUUCAGAGCAACAGCAAGUCAAUAUACACAUAUGUUUAUAUAAAAUGAAAACACUGUUCUCUUUGUAUUUUAGGUCAGUGUAGCUAUAAGAAAUCCCAAAACAAAUUUCAAUAUAAAUGGAUGCCUUGAUACUGCUCAUUGAAACGAAAUAGGGAAAUGUUCUCAGUGAACCUAUCUCUCUUAUCAGUUCCUCUAUCUCAUCGGGAGUCUUCUCUUUCAUGGUGACAUUUCUGUCCCUGAAUUAUGACCAAAUAGCCUGGCUUGCAAGACAAGUCCUUUUCUUGGAUUAUCUUCAGUUAGUCAUAUUUGGACUUUUAUUUUUUAUAUUCCAUUUUUUAUUUAACCCAAGAGUGCUGUUUGGUAGGUCGGUUGCAGUCAUAGUCAAAUAGGAUGUUAUUAGUGAAUGUCUAUGGCUUGCUUUGUGUACCCAUCCGACCUCCCUUUGUGAGGGGCUGCCCCUCCAGUCGACCUGUCUGACCUGACAAGGUGAGGGGUGGAUUUCAAAGGACACAGCAGGUCACAGGUUAGUGUCGGUAAACAUGGUGUGUUCCUUCCGCACCGUGCUGAAGCCUUUAAUAGUGUCGACAAACUCCUCGUCCUCCAUAAACUGGUGGAUGAUGGAUGGAAAGAGGGAGGGGGAGAAAGGAGGAGUUAAUAAACAAACAAAGAAACUUCCUCUAAGCAGGGCCUAGAUUUCGGGGUGUCUCACCAUCCCGCUGUCGUGGCCUUGAAUGUGAGAGUCCCACACUUCCUCCUCCCCUGUCAGCGACUUCCUGUCCAUCAUCUGGCUCACGCUGCGCCGCAGAGAAUUCUGGGAGUGGGCAGAGCCAUGGAUAGCGGACACGUGGAGGCUGGACACAUUAAGGAUACCCAGCUCACCCUCGGGAGGGGCGUCGCCACCUGCCCAAAACUUACUGUCCUCCACUCCCUUGGGGCACAGAUAGGAGACAAGGCAGCAAGUUACUGUUGUUCAAAAUAGACGUGUAUGUGUCUGUGGGAGAAUUUAAAUUGCACACUCCUAGUGUCCUCUCCUCAAAACCCAUUGGAGGAGAAGAUCAGAGGGGAGUAACCGCUGGCUUUCUCAUCUAAUGGGUGUUGAGAAGGAGGAGAGAGGACACGGGGAGUAUGCAAUUGAGAUUGUGCCUGCCUGGUCUCUAACCUCCAGGUGCAUGGUGAACCCUUUGAGUGUAACACUGUUGGAGGAGCUUGUUGUGUUGGGCACCGUGUCAAACUGAGAGGAGAGAGAAUGUGUUACAGAGCGAGACAUUUGACACAUAUCUCAUGUUUUCCACUGAGAUAGUCCGAAUAUACCCCAUCUGAGAUAAAAUAUUCCACCAUGUUGUAUGCAAACUCAUCUGAAUAAAGUUAAUUUCUAUAUGCUAUGAAAGUGCAUAUAGUAGAAUUAAAGUUGAAUGACCCAUCUCUUUCAUAGGAUGUUCCCACAUACCCAGUUGGGCCGUCUCACCAGGUAGGAGUCGCUGGGGGGAUACACGGCCAUGGGGCUCCUCUUCUGCAUGGACAGUGCCACCAGAGGGGGGCGCUCUCGAGUGAAUGGGGUUCUUUUCAGGGCCUUGUGCAGGAUGAUCCCCAGAACGAUAGCUAGAACCACCAGGGCUACCCCUGUCAUCAGCACAAUGAACCACAGCUCCCUGUAGAAAAGAGACCCGUCCCCGUUACCCCCCUCCGCCCGCUCCCCACGGGGAGGAGUGGGCUCCACCUGAUCUAGAGGGGGAGAGGGACGGGUAAGAGGAACGGAGGAAACACAAGUGUACAGCAGUUGAACCUGUUUAAUUGGGAAUAAUAUCCAACUUGCUGUCUGAUUCUUCAAUUCUAAAGAUGUCAUGCACCCGCCACUAUCACGUCUGGGACAAACCUACUCAUCGUCUUUAUAUAGCUGUUUCUUUCUGUGUACUAAUGGUCUCUUUAUCAGUAAAUGCCAUUGUGUCCCAGGCUUACUCUGAGUUCUAGGGGCUACAGCUCAAGGUAAUGGGCCCAAGUCAACCUUCUUUCUUAGAAAGGUGAUCACACAGAGAGAGAGAGGAGAUAACCAGGUAACUGGAGACGCACUUGUUGGCGUGGCCUAUUUUCUAUCCCUCUCUGAUCGCACUCCUUCAGCAGCCUCUCUCAUCCAACCAUCUCUUACCGACCCACUGCUGUGAUAUUUCUGUCCUUUGUUUGCUAGCUCUCUGAACCAGAGUAUUUGGGGUGUAUUCACAGUGCAACAUUUUUGUUUGACACCAUACUUUCUAUGCUCAAUGACUAGAAGUGUUCUUAACUCCUGGUAGCAUCAAACCCACAUCUUUUUAAAACUACAUUUCAUCUGAUAUAUGUUAGUUUAGAUGAUCACACCUAAUGUAGACAUCAUGAAGGCAAUGACAGUUGACAGGAAAAGAGAGACUAGAGGGAGGUAUGAAGACAGGGAAAGAGAAUAAGAGCAGGUUGACUGGCCAGUCCAGAGCCUCACCAGUGCUGGUGUCCGUGUUGUGGUGUGUGGCGGGGGCAUAGACACCCCCUCUCCGUGAGGUGCAUGUGAUCAGGGGGGCAAGGACUGACCGACGGUAAGGGAUCACACCUGUUGCCCCAUCAAUAUUUCACACUGCUGUUUACCUUGGCUGAUUCACACUCUGCAACACCCCACAAAUGAGCGCAAAUGUCUUCGGAAGGUUUGAAAAAUCAAAGUACUCUGUUGUCUUGUCCACUCUGCUCCCCUGCAGUUUGGUAUAGUGGUGUGGUCAGGAUGCGGUCAGUGAAAAAGAGAGGCAAUAGAGAGAUGCAACUUCUGAGUGCUGUUAAGGUGUCCUCCUCACCUCAGAGAUCUCCCAUCAACCCCUGCUUCCCCCCAGCAGCGUCAUGGCAACAGCCAGGUGUCAGGUAUCAGCUUACCUUGAGAGGCAGGGUGACGGCCAGUCAGAGUACCGUGCCUCUCUAAUACACGCAUUUAACAGUAACUACCUAGAUCUUGUUCCACCUCACUGGAAAAACAGUUGUAGUUGUAGUAGUAGUAGUAGUAGUAGUGUCUUUAUGAUUCACCGGAGUUGGCAUGUUCUGGUGAAGGCCAAUUUCACUUUGAAAGUCACUUUCAAAAUGUCAACCCUGAUCUGUAUGGAUUUCGAGGUGUGUUCCAAAAUGAGAACUAAAUGAAUGGUAGUAUUACAUGGAUGGGGCCUUGGCAGAUGUAACACAUCAGAUCCAAGUCAUAGGGACAUUAAUGCAGUGACGCCUGCACUGAAUUAUUUUGCCACAUGGUGGUGCUAAGUAACAACUCAAUAUUACCUUAUGGCCUGCUACUGUGCAGUACCUGCUCUGAGUCCUGUAGUAUUCUGUGUUCCAUUAUGUCAUGUGGAAGAUUGUGGAACACAUUGUCUUAUUAGCUAAAUGAAAAGAAGCCCACUAAAAGUACCGCACUAGACUAUACAUGAGAGAGAGAUAAGAGAUAAAGCUACCCUGUGAAUUAUGUAGAUGCAUAUGAAAGCCUAAAACGUAUUGUUUGCUGUUUGAAAAGGCUGAGACCACCGUGCAGGUGUUAUGUUCUACUGACUUCCUUCUGGUGGCUUUGGUUGUUGAUGGAUCGUGGUCUGACUAUAGUGGGAAAAGGCCCUUAUAUCAAACCAAAGCUCGUAUUUAGAUGGGAGGGAGCGCCGCUCAUCCUUAUAAUACUCUAAUCAGCAUUCAUACCUUGCCGGGAUGAUUAGGGACAAUGGCUUUUUAUUGUGGAAGUGAUCUCAUUGCAGAGUGGCAGAAUCAGCCCUUUAUACAGCCCAUCUCCUCCAGACCCCAUCCAUCACAGGGUGUCUGGGAGACUGAGAUGGUAGACACACACUAACUCAUUUAGAGAGAGUGACAUAUAGGGAUGUCACUCACAAGGUAACUCACUUAGGGUAGGUGAUAUAUUGGGACGUCACUCGCCAUCACUAACUCACUUAGAGGCAGCCGAUGUGGCGAAACGUGUUGGAUGCCCGACUUCCAUCAUGCCCCUUUUCAGCUUGAAUGACUGGUAAAUAAACCGAUGGAUGAUUUUUGGGGAGAUGUUGGCUACACUCAUCCAUCCAUCUAGAGUAUGCUCUGUGCAAUUAGUCUUACGACUGACACUUUGACCCGACGCCACCCUCCUCUCCUGGGGCCUCAGUUAUCAGCCGUGCGUAGGGUACUCGGGGGUAACUAGCCCCCCCUAAGAACAAUGUUUAAUUGCUGACACAAAAAAAGCUAAGAAAAUUGGAAAGAAAAUGAAUAUGUGGAUGAAGGUCAUGCUUAGGCGAAUAAACUAAAGGGAAAUAAAUGGCUACAGUUUACAUGGGGUAAAGCCCCAGUUACCGCGGUAGAUGAUUAUGGCAUAGGGUUUCACAGAAGUGUGUUAAAAUCCAUUGAAUCAGUUUUAUUUAGAAAUGCUUUAGUAAGCAAUACUUAAAAGCUAAGUCAGGUUGUCUUAUUUUAAUGAUUUAUAUCAAAUAUGUGAAAUGGUGUUGCACAUGUUUUUCUGCAACUAGUCCGUUUGGUGGAAACACACCACUAGUAGGAAAAUGCACAUAUUUUCUAUAUGCAGAGUUUUUCAGUCGCAUAUUGUAAUUCGGUCGCAUAUUAGUCUAGCGGCCAGCUAUCUUAAACUUGUAGUAAUCGUGGUCGAAUUACCGACCAGGGGCCCCCAUAGAUUAUGUUAGUCACUCUCACUCAGAUAUCAUAUUAAAAACUGCAAACAUUUCUCUCCGCCCCAUGGCAAAAUGUGUAGAAUUGUCACGACCGUCGUAUGAAUAAUUGGACCAAGGCGCAGCGUGAGUAGAGUUCCACAUUUCAAUGAUAGUGACACUUCCAAAACAACAAAGAUAUAACGAUUGUGAAAUACGUAGCGCACAUUAGCACUCAACCAAAAACAAUAUCCCACAUAGCAGGUGGGGAAAAGGACACACUAAGUAUGAUCCCCAAUUAGAGGUAAUGAAUAUCAGCUGCCUCCAAUUGGGAACCAUACACACACACACCAACAUAGAAAUAUAAUACCUAGAAACCCUCCUAGUCACGACCUGACCUAAAACAUCAUGCAGAACCCAAAGGGCUCUCUAUGGUCAGGGCGUGACAAGAAUUGCAGCAAACGUGCUUUAAAACUGCAAUAUUUUCUCUAAACCCCAUGACAAAAUGUGUAGAAUUGCAGGAAAUUAACAACAAAAAAACUGUCUCUCCAUUGUCAAGAGUGGAUCCACUAAAAUGUUUUGCUGUUAUGGCCCCCAAAACACGUGACUGCAUAUGUGGGUAGAAGACAUACGAGCCACUGCGAACCCUCAUGAGAAUUUAAGAUUUUUAGUGCUCCCCACCCCCAUGAAAGUUGCCCAUCCCUGCUCUACAACAGUAAAUCCAUUUUUUGGACUUAACUUACUUACCACUUUUCCCAUGUGAUUUCCUCCUUCACAGACUCCAUGAAACAAUGACUUCUUCCUUAAUAUUUGGUCAAAUUAUACAUUUUGUGUAGGCCUAUGGUUUCCUAGAAAUAAGGGGGGUCAACAUACUACCCCUUUGGCUCAACUUACCCCAAUCUACAUGUUUUCAUUGAUAAAUCAGACCCAAACUAUAUUUAUCAGCUCCUGAAGGAGAACCACAACCCGGCCUGGAAAACGUCCUCCGUUCACCAUUUAUGGGAACAACGCCUUAUUUGCUGUAUGACUUGGAGGUGUUGGAACUGGGCCAUGAUAGUUGUUAAAAGAAAGCACACUGGAAGAUGUGAUCACAUUUCUGUGGAGGUGUGGGCAGAAUGUUUAAAUUUUUUGCAGUGAUUUUUUAUUCAAAAAUAUGCUUGCCGCAAUAGCAAGUGCCAAACACUGGAUGCGCAUUCUGCAAGAUUGUUUGUUUAUUGAACAAUUUAAAAAAUAAAUGCUGCUUACAGUCCCCACUUCUAUACAAAAUGUGAAUUGUUGUUCAAUAUUUGGUUUAUCAAUUCAUGAUUGUUUCUAUUUCCUUCCUUGGUAUAGAGCCCCACAGUGGAGGUUUCAUAAUACCCAUAAAGCAAAGUGGUCAAACAGGGAAAUGGUUCCAAUCGUUUUUCCACCAUUCAUUUUUCCCAUAGGGGAUUUUAUAAACACUUCAAAUCAAGGCUGUGUUUCUAUAAAAACCACCUUGUCCUAGAGAGAUUUACAUGGUUAUCAAAACCUCACGCCAGGGUCAGCCUACACAACACACAGCCCUUAUUUGAAGUGUUUCUAAAAGACGCUAUGGGAAAAAUGACUGGUAGAAAAACGUUUGGAACCAUUUCCUUGUUUGACCGCUAGGUUAUAUGGGUAUUAUGACUCAUACUGUGGUACUCUAAAGGCUCUGAAAUUAAAACGGAUAUGAUGUCAAUCUCCUAUCGCACCUAUCGCAAUACUGUAGCCUACCCAUAUGCUUGCAAUACAGUUGAUCAACCACUAGAAGAUGUGCGUAGGCUAGAUGUAAUGAGUGCCAACUGUAUUUGUGUAAUAACCAGCAAUUAUAUAUUUAUAUUGAAAGCCAUGUAGCUGUAGCGAAUGCUUCCCAUAUUGACUCUGAACACAAUCAUUGAAAGGUUUGCCCUAGUCAUCUGUACUCUGAAAAACCAACAACAUUUAUGAUUGUAAUUCUCCAAUUUCUUUUUUUUGUAAUAAACAUCUAUACUCAUC
This is a messenger RNA of Oncorhynchus kisutch (coho salmon), 10781 nucleotides long. RefSeq names its product fasciculation and elongation protein zeta-2. Gene Ontology annotation, cellular component: cytoplasm; axon. NCBI's taxonomy places the organism in Eukaryota, Metazoa, Chordata, Actinopteri, Salmoniformes, Salmonidae. The transcript is spliced from 9 exons. The record is from RefSeq and is a predicted model, not a curated record. Bases 143 to 1327 code for a protein of 394 amino acids.